Messenger RNA from Danio aesculapii, 3532 nucleotides. RefSeq names its product zinc finger, RAN-binding domain containing 3 (gene zranb3). Gene Ontology annotation, molecular function: nucleic acid binding; ATP-dependent chromatin remodeler activity; ATP binding. The record is from RefSeq and is a predicted model, not a curated record. Gene Ontology annotation, cellular component: nuclear replication fork. Gene Ontology annotation, biological process: replication fork processing; DNA repair. The transcript is spliced from 21 exons. The coding region runs from base 97 to 3330 and encodes 1077 amino acids. NCBI's taxonomy places the organism in Eukaryota, Metazoa, Chordata, Actinopteri, Cypriniformes, Danionidae.
GCGCGGAUAUGACGCAAAGUGAGUUUCCUGACGUCAUCCACAGUAAAGCCGCCAAAUGUCAAAUCGCUGCAGCAGGAGUUCAGAGAUUAUCGUCUUAUGAGUAUGAAAACAAUAAAAAGUCAAGGCAAAUCUGCUCCAGAAGAGGUUUCUCUCAAUGGGAAAGAUGCUCUUCAGCUCCUUCCACAGAAACUUCAGGAGAAACUCAUGCCUUUCCAGAGAGAAGGAGUUUGUUUUGCUCUGUCUCAAAAUGGACGGUGCAUGAUUGCGGAUGAGAUGGGAUUGGGAAAGACAAUCCAGGCCAUUUCUGUGGCAUAUAUCUUCAAACAGGAAUGGCCUCUGCUGAUUGUUGUGCCAUCUUCACUGAAAUACCCUUGGAUCGAGGAGUUGGAGAAGUGGAUUCCUGAACUCGACCCCAGAGACAUCAACUUGGUGGAGAGCAAGACCGACACAAUGAGUAUCAGCACCAGCAAAGUGACGAUACUAGGAUACGGGCUGCUCACAACGGACGCACGCCCCCUACUGGAGGCCUUGAACAAGCAACGUUUUGCCGUGGUUUUAGUAGAUGAAUCCCACUACCUGAAAUCCCGCAACGCAGCCCGUAGUAAAAUCCUGGUGCCAAUCAUCCAGAGCGCCAAGCGUGCAAUCCUUCUAACUGGCACCCCGGCGCUGGGCAGACCAGAGGAGCUUUUCAUGCAAAUCGAUGCUUUGUAUCCGCGGAGGUUUGGAACCUGGAGUGACUACGCCAACAAAUACUGCAACGCACAUUAUAGGUAUUUCGGGGCCAGACGGCAGUGGGAUUGUCGCGGCGCGUCUCAUUUGGAUGAGUUACACAAGCGUCUGAGUGAGAUCAUGAUUCGCAGACUGAAGAAUCAGGUGCUCACUCAACUGCCACCCAAAAUACGCCAGCGAAUUCCCUUCGACCUGCCCAAAGAUGCAGCAAAGGAAGCGAGUGCUAGUUUUGAGCAGUGGGAGAAACUGAUGAGCUCUGAGAGUGAGAAUCAGUUUGUGGAGGUGAUGAGUCUCAUCACACACAUGUAUAAGCAGACCGCAGUUGCCAAGGCCGGAGCGGUGAAGGACUAUAUAAAGAUGAUGUUGGAGAGCGAACAGCUGAAGUUUCUGGUCUUCGCUCAUCAUCUCAGCAUGCUGCAGGCGUGUACUGAGGCUGUCAUCGAAGCCAAGGCUGGUUAUAUCCGCAUCGAUGGCAGCGUUCCGUCUGCAGAAAGGAUCCAGUUGGUGCAUCGUUUUCAAAAUGAUCCAGACACGCGUGUGGCAGUACUCAGUAUACAGGCAGCUGGACAGGGUUUGACAUUUACAGCCGCGUCUCAUGUGGUAUUUGCCGAACUCUACUGGAACCCCGGACACAUCAAACAAGCAGAGGACAGAGCGCAUCGAAUAGGGCAAACCACGACCGUACACAUCCACUACCUCAUCGCCAAAGGAACAUUUGACACCGUCAUGUGGGCCAUGCUCAACAGAAAGGAAACGGUGACCGGCAGCGCUCUGAAUGGAAAGAAAGAGUAUCUGAAGGCUGAAGAGGGAGACCAGGAGAAGUGGGACUUCCUGAAUUUUGCCCAGGCGUGGACGCCAAACCAGAUGCUGAAAGGAGACUCGGAGGAUGACAAGGACGGGGUUUUCUUUUCGCAUUUUGAAAGGGACAAGCAGCACGACAUCCGAUCGUUCUUUUCCCCCUCUGUGCACAAAGAAAAGAAAAGGAAACGAACUGAGGAUUCAACCUCUGAUGGAUCUCCUCUCCCUCAAUUACCAGCGGGGGCGGAGCCUAGUCAAACCCCGGAGACUCCGAGUUUUGAUUUGACGGCUGACCAGGGGGAGGACUUUUCCCCACAGGUGAAGCGCUUUCGGCAGGUUAGCCCCUUGUCGCGGCGCGGGGGUAAGAAGAGCCCCCUGUCUCCCUUGUUCGCCCCCCGCAGGCUCUCUGCAGGACUGCAGACUCCACGCCACAAUCAGAAGUGGAACUGUUCGUCGUGUACUUUCUCCAACAGUGGACUCCUGCUGCGCUGUGAGAUGUGUGACAGUCCACGAAACAUGCAGAAAGCUCUCAGUCCACCUUCUUCUUUACCAGAUCCUUCAUCUUCCUCAUCGCUCACAACCAUCUGCAUCUCCGAUUCAGACACUGAAAAUGAACCUUCUACAUCCAGCAAAACACAAACUCCACACAAACAUCCAAACCAACAGGCCAGUCCAAAUAAGGCAAAUAAGGAUAUUUCUGAAGAACAAGGAUCCACACCAAAAACAUCCAACGGAGAUUCAGCUAAUGAUGAUGGCGCUCAUGAAGAGUCGGGUGACUGUGUUUCUGUGUACGACUGUCUGAAGUUCUGCGCCAGCAAAAACACUGACAGGAUUUACAUCCAUGACAAGGACGGUCUCCCACUCCACUGUAACUUCAUUCCCUUGGAUAUCAGACUGCAGAACUGGGAGGAACUGCCACCAGAAUUCAAUCAGAGCCAGAACAGGAGACAGGUUGUGCGGUUUGUGCGUGAGUGGAGCUCUCUGACUGCGAUGAGGCAGAGGAUGGUGAGGAAGAGUGGAAGAGUGUUUCACAGCCCAAUCCUGCUGCUGGAGGAGCUCACACAAUCACAGCGGAGACACAGCAGCACCUCCAGGUACCUCUCCAAACACGAUGUGGCUCAAACCUCCAUCGCUGUGGCCCAAAAAGAGGGCGGAGCAUUGCGCAUCAUCAACAAAGACAGCGUUGCCUUUAAAAGAACAUCCACAUCUAAACCUGCUGACCCUCCUAACAGGGAACCUGAGAGCUCUGCGUGUGUUCAGACGGACCCCUCAGCCGGUUUCCUGCAGGCCGUGGACUCGUCUGGGACGCCCCUGUGUCUGAGCUGCCAGAAGCCCAGCGGGGAGCAGCGCGGCUGGGCAGGAGGCUUCUGCAGCCCGGCCUGCAUGGAGGACUUCCAGCUGCGCUCCAGCCAGGCCUACAUGCGGGCCCGCGUGCUGGAGGCCGAGCAGGGUGUGUGUCAGCAGUGCGGCCUCAACGCCCACCAGCUGUACCUGCAGGUCCGGGACGCCCCGCUCACACACCGCAAGGACAUGCUGGAUAACACCUGGCUGGCACAGCUGCCCCUUAAACAGCUGAAUGAGAUGAUCCAGAGUCCCGCUGAAGGACAGUUCUGGCAGGUGGAUCACAUUAAGCCGGUGUACAGAGGAGGAGGACAGUGUUCACUGGAGAACCUGCAGACCCUCUGCACCGUCUGCCACCGCAUGAGAACGGCGCAGCAAGUCAAAGACAGAAGUCAGAUGAAGCGAAACCAAGCAGCCUCCAAACUGGCCUCUGACAUCACACGAUUCUUCGUAAAGAAAUGAGACGCCCUGCAACUCUUCAAAACGCAGAAAUGACCUUCGUUUACCAACAUCUGCAGGUUUUGGAGAGCAGCGCGUCACUGAACAUGAUUUUAAUCACUGAUCUCAGCGUGAGACACGAUAGCUUUGAAAUGAUUAACAUUUGAUGUGUGCAACCGUAAGUAAAAAUCACUAAAUAAAGAUGCUGUCACUUUUCAAACAUUGA